AACAGACGGGAUAAAUCACUCAGCGCUGACUCAUCUAUUGAUCUAUUUUCUCAGAACUGAAACAGUCACAGGAUGUUCAGGGUCUUACUGCUCCUGUUGGCUGUGGCUGGUCUCCAUGCAAGACCUCUGCAUCGAUUCCCAAAUGGUAGACUGAAACCAAUAGGGCCACACAUGGCCCAACACGAAGACAGAGACAACUCAGUUCUGAAGGACAUGAACACUGGCGUGAAACCCAAGAAGCAAAUAGCCGUUCCUGUUGAGUUACGCAGGCAGGGAACAGAACCUUCCCGACGAUUCCUGAUGGAUCUCAACACUGGGAUGCUCAAGGAGGAGGUCGGCGAAAUGAACAGAAGAGUUUCUGGCUUCUACAAUCCUCCAGCUUAUGGGAAGAGGCAGGGAACAGAACCCUCCAGACGCUUCCUGAUGGACAUGAACACUGGGAUGCUCAUACAUGGAGUUGGAGAAAUGAACAGAAGAGUUUCCGGCAUCUACAAUCCUCCAGCGUAUGAGAUGAGGAAGGGAACUCAGAACUCUCAGGCCACGCUUGUGGAUCCCAGAACUGGACAGAAGCUGCCGUCACUAUCAGAGCUUCAGAGGAGGACAGCGCCAUUGGAUGAGUUCAGACAAGGCACUGAACACCAGCCGCACAUCUUACAGGAGCUCAGAAAGCAUCACAUGAUGAAACCACAUGAGCACAGAGCGAUCCCUGCUGAUCCUUCCAGAAACGUCCUAAUGGACCUGAACACCGGUCUACUCAAAGAACACAGGAACGAGUUGGACGGGAGAGUAGCAGGCUCAGCCAAAUGGGAAGUGGUUUCUGGCCCUGAGCACGAGGACAUAAAAAGCCAAGACUCUUCUGAACGUAAGGAAAACCACGUAGCCGUUCCUGUUGAGUUACGCAGGCAGGGAACAGAACCUUCCAGACGCUUCCUGAUGGACAUGAACACUGGGAUGCUCAAGAAGGAAGUCAGCGAAAUGAACAGAAGAGUUUCAGGCUUCUACAAUCCUCCAGCUUAUGGGAAGAGGCAGGGAACAGAACCCUCCAGACGCUUCCUGAUGGACAUGAACACUGGGAUGCUCAUACAUGGAGUUGGAGAAAUGAACAGAAGAGUUUCCGGCUUCUACAAUCCUCCAGCGUAUGAGAUGAGGAAGGGAACUCAGAACUCUCAGGCCACGCUUGUGGAUCCCAGAACUGGACAGAAGCUGCCGUCACUAUCAGAGCUUCAGAGGAGGACAGCGCCAUUGGAUGAGUUUAGACAAGCCACUGUACACCAGCCGCACAUCCUACAUGAGCUCAGACUGACUGAGAUGCACAAACCAGGCUCUGAACCAUCCAGAAACCUCAAGAUGGACUUGAACACCGGUCUACUGAAAGAAAACCAUAAGAUGUCCAGAAGAUCACGCUCAGCCAAAUGGGAAGUGGUUUCUGGCCCUGAGCACGAGGACAUAAAAAGCCAAGACUCUUCUGAACGUAAGGAAAACCACGUAGCCGUUCCUGUUGAGUUACGCAGGCAGGGAACAGAACCUUCCAGACGCUUCCUGAUGGACAUGAACACUGGGAUGCUCAAGAAGGAAGUCAGCGAAAUGAACAGAAGAGUUUCAGGCUUCUACAAUCCUCCAGCUUAUGGGAAGAGGCAGGGAACAGAACCCUCCAGACGCUUCCUGAUGGACAUGAACACUGGGAUGCCUAUACAUGGAGUUGGAGAAAUGAACAGAAGAGUUUCCGGCUUCUACAAUCCUCCAGCGUAUGAGAUGAGGAAGGGAACUCAGAACUCUCAGGCCACGCUUGUGGAUCCCAGAACUGGACAGAAGCUGCCGUCACUAUCAGAGCUUCAGAGGAGGACAGCGCCAUUGGUUGAGCUCAGACAAGGCACUGAACGCCAGCUGCACAUCCAGGAGCUCAGAAAGCAUCAUAAUAAAACCAAAGUACAGCGCUUAGUCCGACGAACUCAUGUUUAGAAUCGAUGGGAGCGUUUGACUGUUUGUACCCUAUGACUGCAUGAAGACCAUCUCUGGAUCUAUGCAUCUGAAGUGCAUAAGAAGCCAAUCUCAGUUUUACUAAAGCUGUUGUCCAUCAUAUUUGUAGGCUAACUGUCUAUCUAGUACAC
Molecule: messenger RNA, 2108 nt
Organism: Rhinichthys klamathensis goyatoka
Lineage: Eukaryota; Metazoa; Chordata; Actinopteri; Cypriniformes; Leuciscidae
Exons: 15
Coding region: 73-1959 (628 amino acids)
Source: RefSeq, a predicted model, not a curated record